This is a messenger RNA of Linepithema humile (Argentine ant), 1903 nucleotides long. RefSeq lists its product as uncharacterized. The record is from RefSeq and is a predicted model, not a curated record. Lineage: Eukaryota; Metazoa; Arthropoda; Insecta; Hymenoptera; Formicidae.
CAUUUCAGGAAUAAAUUUAUCCUUUUUAUUACCAUAUAUCAGAGGAACUAUUUUCCACGACUGAUCUGAGAUUAACUAGUUUAAUUUUUUUAGCCAAAUAUCUGUGACAAAUAGAAAUUACAGGACAAUAAUACAAUUACGUUUUUAACAAUAACAAGGUCAUACGACUAUUGUCCUCGCAAAAGAUACUUUUCACGCGGUACAACGUAAUCUUUGUAAGGACAACAGCAAAUAGAGCAUGGUUGCGCGUGAAUCAUGUGAGAAAGUUAUAUAUUUCUCAUGGCAAAAUGAGGACAAUCAGCCGUGAGAGGAAUGGAAAGAGAAACGUUGAAGCAACGAUCGCGGAGGGACACGCACAAUGUUUGAAAUGCCGCAGGCGUUGAAAACUAUUUAUAAAGAUCAGCGAUUGAUGCAUAAUCUGCGCGCAAGUCGGCAACAAGAAAAUUGGUUUCACAUGCGGUCAACUAGGAAGGAGGCGGAUCGUGACGACUGCCACAAUUGGAAUGAUUAUUCGCUAGUUCAGUUCAGGGACGUGCGCGCGCUUCUUUCACACUCGACAGUUCGGCUUAUCUUCAGUGUCACUCAAAUUGGAGACGCGAGAGUAAAUUGACGUAGUCUCUUCGACGGCGCACGGCAAUCAUGAGCAACGAAAAAGAGCAAUCCAGGAAGAUUGAACUGCGCGACUUGCAGCCGAUACUGAGCCGCACGUUCGGCGAUCAGCUGAUCGUGGUUCGUUAUACGACGAAGAACCUGUUGCAGCCUGGUGAGAAUUACGGCAGUACUAUUCUCAGCGUUCAUGCAGUGAUCAAGCGUGAUAAUGAGGCGAAAGAGGAAGAUCUUUAUCUCGUAGCAAAAAUGCCGCCGCCGACGGAAUUUCAACGACAAAUUUUCGACAGUCCGUACUCAUUCAGAAAGGAGAUCUUCAUGUACGAGAACAUCGUGCCUUAUUACAGAGAGCUGGAAAGAGAAGUCGGCUUGAAGGAAGAUGAACUACUUGACAUACUACCAAAGUAUUAUCAAUCCCGAUUGUCGCUGAGUCCUGACGUUGAUUUCGACGAUGAUGCUGUUAUUUUAAUGGAGAAUUUAAAAAUGCGUGGCUAUUACACCAACAACAGAGUGACAGGUUGCGACCAUGAGCACUCGAAACUUGCGGUGCGAGCAAUGGCAAGGUUUCACGCACUGGGAAUGGCUACCAAAUACAAGCGACCGGAGUACUUCGAAGUACUGAAGAAACGCAGCAAGUGCCUGGAGUUCAAAGCCGAAGGUUUUGAGAGCAUGCACGACGAUAUGGCACAGAAAAUAGCGGAGGAUCCGGAGUUAGCCGUUCACAUCGAUCGGUGCAAAGCGGUCAUUUACAUGCAGGCGGAGGAGAUAUGGCUCGCCGUACCCGACGAACCGUGGUCCACCAUCGUGCAUGCAGAUUUCUGGGUGAACAACAUCAUGUUCCACCGCGAUGAGAACGGUCGAUUGGACGACGUGAAGUUCGUCGACUUCCAGAACUAUCUGUUCCUCAAUCCGCUGCGCGAAAUGGUUUUCUAUAUCUUCGCUAGCUCAGAGGUGCGCGACGAUUACAUUAACGAACUGAUAGAUCUCUACCACGAGACGUUCCUCGCCGUGCUAGACCGAAUGGGCUGCGAUACCGAGCCGUUCACGAGAGAGAAAUUUGACGCCGAGCUAGCGAAAGAUGCCAAACUAGAGUUUGUGCACAUAUACUUCAUGCUCAAGAUACUCACGCUGGAUGUGCAGGAGACUAACUUCGACGACUACAAUAAGAUGAAAACCUUAAUGACGGAUUAUCAAGGCAACGAUAUAUUUGUCCAACGGCUGCGUAAAGCCGUGUUAUACUUCAUUAAACGCAACUGGAUUUAGACAAUGCUAUAGAGAAAAAAAAAAUGCAAAAUGC